CUGGCAUUUACAAUUUACAUUGCAAAAUAACUCGCGGAGCAACAAUAAUAAAAAGCAAGGACAACAACAAAAACUGCAAAAGCCAAAAAAAAAAGCUGUCAAGCAGAAGAAGCAGCAGCCGCAGCAGCGAAAAACUGAAGCGACAACAGCAACAAAUCAGUUUAAUUUAAAUUUUCCCUUUUCCGUUGUGUUGCGUUGCGUGUGUGUGUGUGUGGAAAAAGGAAAGUCUUUGCCCGGGAAAAAAAAAGAAAACACUUCGCGCGGCGCCAAACGCGUCACACGAAGUGGGAGACGCGUGAUGUGAAGUGAAGGGAACGAAGCGGACACCCCAAAAACAAAGAAAAACAAAUGUAGCAAGGCCGCGCUUCAAUCUGUAUAAACACAAUGUACAAAUAAAUAAUCAUAUCAAAGGCGGACGGACCAAGCGUAAACGAGGAUUCACUGUAACAGCUAAAGUUGUGGCUGCCACACGAAACUGAAGACAAUGAGCGCCACGGGCGGCAGCAGCAAUGGAGGCGGCACCGGAGGAGCAGGAGCUGGCGGAGGGGUCAACGCAACUGCUGCUGGCGGAGGAGGAAGCAAUGCCACGCACAUCUUUCGCUCGCUGUCAUCGGAAAGCCAAAAGCGCGAAUGGUCGAAGCGUCUGUCAUUGCGUGGCAUGCGACAUGGCGGAGGCGGUGGAGGGGGAGGAGGAGGCGCCACAGCUGGAUUGGCAACCAGCAAGGAGGAGAGUGCGGCAGGUGGCACGGCAAGUGGCACAACGAGUGGGGCAAGCAAGCAUCGCAAGUUCUUUAGUCGAUCCGCCUCAUUGAAGCAAGCGGGCAGCGGCAGCAGCAGGCAAACCUCCAUGGAAUUGCAUGUGCCCGGCCAGCAUUCGGCCGGAGGAGCUGGCUCACCAGCCGGGCCGGGACAGCCACAAACACAGCCAUCAACGCCAAAGAAAUCCAAUUGGGAGGUGAUCGAACAUUUCAAUACCAGCGCCAAGGGAGGCAAGGCGAUGGUGAGCAGCAGCCUGAUUGCGGCUGGCAUCACGCGCUGCAACAUCGAUGAGUCCAUUGAUUCAACCAACUCGAGUUCCACCUGCCACAGCCCAAUGAUCUAUCAACGCGACGAGGCGCAAUUGCUGCAGCAAUCUGAUGGCGGCGAUGGUCGCAGCAAUGUGGAGGCGGCAAACAAUCCCAGCACCUCGGGCACUGCGGCAAGUCCGAGCAUCUCGUUUUGGUAUCGCCUCAACCGCAUCAUUCUGCGUCUCUGCUCGACGCAUCAGUUUAAGAACCUGCAGGUGGAAAUGCUCUAUCAGCGUUAUUUUUUGCGCAUGAAUCAGAGCAACACAACGCAUAUACUGGCACUGUUGCUAACACUCAUCCUGGCGUUGUCCUGCACGCACAUUGUCUUCACCACGCUGCAACUGCGACGCAGCUUUGUGCCAGCCACAACGGCCAACAUACGCUUGGAACGUCUAACCAUCGAAGGCAGCGUCGAGAAUUUGACACACGCCACAACUUCGACGCCAACGCCAACUUCAACUACGAUGCCGAUGCCAACUUCAACGGCAGCAGCAUUGCCACAAAUUGCAAAUGGCAACGAAUUGGGGCAACUUCGCAUGAUGAUGACAAACUAUGGCGGAGCAUGGGGGCGGGGACAGAAGCGUAUACGAUAUCGACGCCAGCACAAGCAUCGUUACAAGCCGCAGCAGCAUCGAGUCAGAUACAAACUGCGUGCCAAGCGUGCCCUGGAGCAGGAGCAUCAGCAUCAUCGUCAACACUCGACUGUUGACAUUGCCCAGCUGAAUGCGGCCUCAUCUCUGGCUCUUGAUGAUGAUGCUGUUGAUGUUGCUGAUGGCAUUAAACGCAUUACCAAUUCGCGCAACAACAAUGAAAGCCAACGGCAUCAGGCACGUGAUGAAGUGCUCAAUCUGACGCCGUUUGAUGGAUCCAACAGCAACAACAGUAAGGAUGAAGGACAGGACGAGGAGCAGCUGACUGGACUAUUUGGUUUAGCAGAUAAUUUCGACACUUCAUUGGAUUACGCACACAUGCUGCUCGCGCUGAUUGUGCAAAUCGAUGAGUCUGUGCUCGUUUUCCUCAUUGUCAUGCUAAUCUGUGCCAUUGUCUAUGCAUUUCUACUCUGCAUACUCUCCAAGCCGGCCAUGAACGAAAUCUUUCUGGUGCUUGUCUCCUAUGUCAUAUUGGGCACGUUUCUGGCCAUCGAAAUAGCCGUUAGCUAUGCCAUGCAACCCAGCAAAUCAUUCAAUGGCAGCGCUUGCUGCAUUGUGCUCAUCUACAUGACGUAUACGAUGUUGCCGCUGCGUUUGCGUGAGUCGCUCAUCGGUGGCAUGCUGCUUAGUGGCACGCAUUUGUACACAUCUCUGCACACACAAUACGUAAGCGAGGAGCUUCAACUCGAAGGACAACGCGAACAGAUGUCACUGCGCUGGCAGGAGUUGCUGUGCACGUGCAUCGCUCUGCUCUUGGCCAACCUUACAGGCGUCUACACACACUGGCCCAAGGAGAAGGCUCAACGCAAGGCAUUCAUCGAGACGCGACAAUGCAUCGAGGCGCGUCUGCGGACACAGCGCGAGAAUCAGCAGCAGGAGCGACUGCUGCUCUCGGUGCUGCCGCGACAUGUUGCCAUGGAGAUGAAGGACGAUAUUGCGGGCCAGCCACGUGACACGCAGUUUCAUAAGAUUUACAUACAGCGCCACGAGAAUGUGAGCAUUCUCUUUGCGGACAUUUGCGGUUUCACGAGCCUCUCGGAUCAGUGCACGGCCGAGGAGUUGGUGCGUCUGCUGAACGAACUCUUUGCACGCUUUGAUCGAUUGGCUGCGGAGCAUCAUUGUUUGCGCAUUAAGCUGCUCGGCGAUUGUUAUUAUUGUGUCUCCGGUUUGCCGGAGCCUCGGCCGGAUCAUGCUCACUGUGCUGUGGAAAUGGGACUCGAUAUGAUAGACGCCAUAGCUUUGGUGCGAGAGGUAAUGGCCGUGAAUGUGAACAUGCGAGUGGGCAUCCACACUGGACGAGUGCAUUGCGGCGUAUUGGGUUUGGUCAAGUGGCAGUUCGAUGUCUGGUCCAAUGAUGUAACGUUGGCUAACCACAUGGAGAGCGGCGGCAUUCCCGGACGCGUGCACAUCACCAAAGAGACGCUCAAGUGCUUGGAUGGCGACUACGAGGUGGAGGAGGGCAAGGGCAACGAACGCAACUCCUAUCUCAAGGAUCAUCAGAUCGAAACGUAUCUUAUAGUACCUGGAGAUAUCUACAGACCACACAAAAAGUCACGCAAUCGCCUCCAAGUCAACGGCAACAUCUCAAAGGAGCUGCGCAUGAUGGGCCAUGGCACCGCACAGAAACACACCUCCAAAUUUGGUUUCGGAGAUAGCGCGGAAAGCACCAAAGAUCCCGAGGAUGAAGUGAACGAGUAUCUGAUGCGUGCCAUCGAUGCACGCAGCAUCGAUCAUCUGCGUGCUGAGCAUUGUCAAUCGUUGCUGUUGCGCUUUAAGAGUGCAGCGUUAGAGCGUAAGUACGCCAGCGAACCGGAUCGCAUGCUCUGCGUUUACUUCUAUUGCAGUCUGCUCGUCUUGUUGGGCACUUCUGUGAUGCGUUUUGCGGUCUUUGAGAAUUCCACGCUGUGUCUGGUUCUCUCCUUUGGCGCCUUGCUGAUUUUGGGCUCGAUGGUCUUCUUGGUUGCCUGCCAUCAAAUUAAUGUUCAGCUGCCCAUCGUGGUGAAGCGCUUCUCACGUCACAUUCACAGCAAUCGGACGUGGUCGCAGUUCUUUGCCCUGUCGACGGUUGGACUGAUUGUUUUGACCACGUUGCUGGCCAUGUUGCAGGAAUCGUCACGACAGCUGGAACUGCGGCACGAGGAGUGGCUCCGGUUGCCACUGAAUAGCACACAGUUGCAACAGGAGUUGCACGAACUGGUUGCCGACUGUGAUUUCUACUUGGCCUACAAUACAUUCCUGCUGCUCACGCUGCUCUCGAUGAUGUGCUGCGCCACGUACCAAGUGCUGCGCAUUCUGCUGAAGCUGCUCCUCUUGCUGUUUGCCGCAUUCAGUUACAUGGCCUGCUCCAGCUAUUUGUAUGCAAGCAGCAGGGAAAUGAGCCUCGACUUGGCGAACGAGGAAGCCUUGCUGCGCUACAUAAUUGAUUCAAUCUUCCUAUUUGCAUUUAUGCUCGCCCUAAUCUUCCACAGCCAUCAGACCGAGGCCACAUACCGCCUGGACUUCAUCUGGAAGCUGCAGGCAACGGAGGAGAAAGAGGAUAUGGAGCAUCUACAGGCUUAUAAUCGUAAACUGCUCGAAAACAUUUUGCCAGUGCAUGUUGCCGAGCACUUUUUGAGCCGCGAGAAACACCUCGAUGAUCUGUACCACGAGCAAUGCGAUUCGGUCUGCAUCCUGUUUGCCAGCAUACCAAAUUUCUCCGAGUUCUAUGUGGAACUCGAGGGCAACAACGAGGGCGUCGAGUGUCUGCGUCUGCUCAACGAGAUUAUCGCCGAUUUCGAUGAGCUGCUCAGCGAAGAGCGUUUCCGUUGCAUUGAGAAAAUCAAGAGCACUGGUGCCACUUACAUGGCUGCCUCGGGCCUGACGGUGAACACCUGCGACCAAGUGAACUUCACCCAUGUCACCGCGAUGGCGGACUAUGCGCUGCAGCUCUUCGACAAGAUUGAGGAGGUCAACAUGCAUUCCUUCAACAACUUUCGUAUGCGCAUAGGCAUCAACAUUGGCCCGGUGGUCGCUGGUGUGAUUGGCGCUUGCAAGCCGCAGUACGACAUCUGGGGCAACGCGGUGAAUGUGGCUUCGCGGAUGGACUCGACGGGACUCGUGGAUCACAUACAGGUGACCCAGGAGAUGCAGCAGAUACUCGAGUGCCGCGGCUUUGAGCUCACCUGUCGUGGCAGCGUCAAUGUCAAGGGCAAGGGCUCCAUGAUAACCUACUUUCUCAAAGGCAAAGCGCCGUUGCCCACCGAAGCCGCAGCUCCCAUCGCGGCAGCUGUGGAACAGCAACCACCAAAGAGUCUACCAUUGACCACAGCUCCACCAGAGACUAAGGAAAUCGAGGCAGUGGCCGCCACGCCUGUGCCAACACCCGAUGAAGAUGAUGACAUUGAAGAUGACAUCGAUCUCAAUUCGAAUAUGCAAAACUUGACAGCGCAGCGUCGCAAAUCGCUCUGCAGACAGCACAACAUCUCAUCAUCCUUUGGCACCACGGUCAGCAGCUCCACGGGCAUCACGCCCAGCAUAUCGAACAGUUCCAGUGUGGUCACCAUUGGCGCAUUGCCUGCUUUGCUAAGGAACUCCAAUGCAGCGAAUGCCGAGAACUGUGUGACGCCCACAGCACCACCCAAAACAUUGGUCACAGAGCUCAAAGAGGAAAUCACUCAGAGCACGUUGAAGGACUCGAUUGAGAAUCUCGAGAUACUGCUAAAGAACAACAUAAGUUUGUCGGAUCUGAGCAACAAGCAGCAGCAGAAUCUACGUGGCGAACUCGUCUCCACAUCCACUUGCAGCUCGGCGACAACAACGUUGCGCAAACGAGACACAAUCGUCAGCUUCAAUGUGAUUGAAACGUUGACGACAACUGCGGCUUAUUCGCAGCAACAACGCAAGCGACGCUCAGUGACCACCAUGGCAGCGAGUUGCACCACGACAACCACUCGAUUGCUGUCCAAUGAGAGUCAAAGCUCUACUCAAACGGCGCCUGGCACUUUGGAGAGCAGCGGAGCAGCCGAUGGCAGUGCUGUGGUGUUGUUGCCAACUGCAACAAGCGAUUGGCAGCCACGCACUACGAGCCUCGAACCGAAUCGAAGUCCCAUCAAGACGUCGCAAUCGAUGAGUCCCAUUGGGCUGGCCAGCGAGGUGUUUGUGCUCCCCAACAGUCGCAGCAUGAUCUUGAUCAGCAGCAACAGCAGUGGAAGCAACAGCAAUGGCACAGCGAAUAGUCCUCGCACAGGGUUCCUGCAGGAUGUGAGCACGUAAAGCGAUAAGAAUCUUGUUGUAAAUAUGUACAGAAUGGAGAAACAGAAAGAGAGAUAGAGAGAGAGAG
Messenger RNA from Drosophila sulfurigaster albostrigata, 6035 nucleotides. Its product is annotated as adenylate cyclase type 6. The transcript is spliced from 29 exons. Gene Ontology annotation, biological process: adenylate cyclase-inhibiting G protein-coupled receptor signaling pathway; adenylate cyclase-activating G protein-coupled receptor signaling pathway; cAMP biosynthetic process. Gene Ontology annotation, molecular function: adenylate cyclase activity. Lineage: Eukaryota; Metazoa; Arthropoda; Insecta; Diptera; Drosophilidae. The record is from RefSeq and is a predicted model, not a curated record. Gene Ontology annotation, cellular component: plasma membrane. The coding region runs from base 485 to 5968 and encodes 1827 amino acids.